Messenger RNA from Saccostrea echinata, 1642 nucleotides. RefSeq names its product leucine-rich repeat-containing protein 34-like. NCBI's taxonomy places the organism in Eukaryota, Metazoa, Mollusca, Bivalvia, Ostreida, Ostreidae. Gene Ontology annotation, molecular function: protein binding. The transcript has 10 exons. The record is from RefSeq and is a predicted model, not a curated record. The coding region runs from base 33 to 1310 and encodes 425 amino acids.
AGAAUUUCUCUUUUCCUCCCAGAAAUAGCAUCAUGUCUGACAUACACUCAACAGCAUACAGGUAUGAUGCUGUGUGCACGGAACUUGGAGUUACUCCGAAUCCCUAUGUUGUGAAAAUGCUUGAAAGGGAGAAAGAGGAAACAGUGUUUGAAUUCAAAGAAAACAUGCACCUGUAUCUUGCUGGGAACAACCACCUGCUAACAGACAAGCGCCUUGUGGAUGAUGACAUGAUUGCCUUGUACAAAACACUACAGAACAACCUUUAUGUCACCAGCAUAGAUCUAAGGUUCAACAAUAUCACUGAUGAAGGAGCUAAACAUAUAGCUAAACUUAUUGAGGAGAGUGCAACUCUGAAGGACAUAAAUCUGAUGGGGAAUGACAUUGGUCCUGAGGGAGGAGAAGCUCUGGCCAAAGCACUGCAGAGCAACCAAUGUUUAAAAGCUUUGAGAUUAACAGCAAACAAGAUAGGAAAUAGAAGCGGCAUGGCAUUUGCUCAGGUUUUACAAGUCAACAACACAUUAGAGGCCCUAGAUGUAGCAGAUUGUAAUUUGACCAUUGAAAGUAUCAUCGCAUUAUCAACAGUUCUUUACCAAAACAAGUCAUUGAAGGCACUUAAUAUCAACAGACCACUUCUAUUCACCCAUCAAGAGGAGACAACUGUGCACUAUGCUAAGAUGCUACAUGUGAACACAACAUUAGAGGAAAUUCACUUACAGAAGUAUGACAUGAGAGAUUUUGGGGCAACUCGUCUUGCAGAGAAUUUAAUGCAAAACAAUAGUCUGAAGUACCUUGACUUAAGCUGCAAUAGAGUGACCAGAGAUGGUGCAUUAGAGCUUGCUAAGGUCCUGAAGGAAAACACGGCUAUUGAGAUUCUGGAUCUCGGUUAUAACAGACUGGAAGAUGAUGGGGCUUGUCAUAUUGCAGAAGCUCUUGGUACAUACAACACUAAUCUUAAAACACUGGUGGUGUCAUAUAACAAUAUUGGAAACAAAGGGCUGUGUGCCUUGGCUGAUGCCCUGAAAGUGAAUACAUCUCUUGAACAAAUCUUUAUCUGGGGGAACAAACUGGAGGAACCAGCAACUAUUGCUUUUGCUAAUUUACUGGAGAGUGGCAGAAUAAACUCAGAGAAUACAGACAUCCGUGCCUAUGUAGUAGAUGGAGUAACAAAGCUUUGUGAAUUAAACAAUACAAUCCGCAGACAUUAUUACUAUGCCCCAAGUUACGGAGAUGAUGUUCCUAGCUGGCAGCCAAGGGGACAAAACCCACGAGGGUCCGAUGUUGUUGCAAUCAAGAAUUUCACCACAUAUUAGACUUCAUUAUAAAAUUUAGACAUUUCAUUUUUUACUUCUCAUUUUCUGUAACAUACUCAUUUAACUUAACACAAAUGUUCACAUCAAUGAAACAUGUAACUUAAUCAUUAAAAUUUAUUUGUAAAUUUGUAUAAAUAUGUGUGUGAUUCUUUUAUUUGUGUGCAUACUGCAAAUAAGUCUGGAUCUGAAAAACUAACCUGCAAGCAGGUGGCACAGUAAGUGUUGAAAGUUUUAAUUUCAUGUACAUGUAAUAAAAAUAUGUAAAUAUUGUACAUAACUUUCCAGGAAUGUUAUUAAAAAUUUGUAAAUAAAUUGUGAAAUAUCUUUCAAUA